UUCAGUCCAUUACUUACAACUAGCCGAGUCGGUGCCGAGAAUAGAUAGUUGUCGCGCGUUGUAUAAACACUACAGAUACUUUACUACGUAACGUAAAGUAACGUGGAACGUACGAUAAAACAUCUAGCCACCAUUCUGGAAGAGCUGUCCGCAAAAUCGGUAUCUCGAAAGAAGCUACUGUUAAAAUAACAGUCAAGCAAUCAGCAUGCACACGUCCGUUUAGUUCGGCUCAUCUUUUCCUGAAGCUUGUUUAUACUUCUGAUUAUCAUUACAUAUUUUAUGAAUUAGGAGGAUUUCGAUAAUCAGAUCUAAUGCAAGAGUUGUGCAUGGUGACAAUAGUUGAUGUGUCUUCACCAAUUUAACUGUUGAUACUGAUGUUAUCGAUAAAGGUAUCUGCCGUCGAAGUAUCGAUAAAUUUCCAGUAUCUACACUGCGUGUAUUGUGCAUCUACGUGAUAGUGAUAAAUGCUCUUUGCGCGCAAGUAUUGGUGUUGCGGAAAACUCCGUCCAGCUACAUAUCUCCACCAAACAAUAAUUUGCAAUGUUUUAACGUAUUUAUUAAAACACUUCAGUGAAUUGUCUGCAUUUACAAGUGACAUUUAGCAAAGAAAGAUAACUAGCGGCGAUAAGGUACCCCACGUUUAACAUUCAUCACGUUACGAGUUGUUCUCAAUGAUCGACCCCGAAGCAUUUCCAUAGUAUUUAAAUAAAUAGACUUUAUUACCUAUAAAAUAGUAUAGGAGGUACUUCUAAAUGAAGCUAUAUUUUUAUCGGAAAUCGCUCUCUUUUCUUGCCCAGUGUGUGUAACUUUCGCUCAAUUUUCCGUAUAUUGUGGCGUGAAAACAUAUGUGCGCGCAUUUGUGCAAAGUGUUUAUAUCAUUUCUAAUUUUAAAAUAAUCUUAAAAUAAAAGAAACGAAUAAGGGAGUCAAACGAGGAAAUGGAAAAUAUCUUUUUUAAAGCAAUUAUGAAUAGCUAACAAACGUAUUUAACAAUAGGAAUAUCACCAUGAAAUAUAAAAUAAAUAGUUCGGUUCAUGGACUAAUAGACGUUAUGGAAUGAUAAUUUUGGUGGCAAUGAUUACAGAUGCACAUCUGAGUUCCCGAAAGUGAUGCAUCUUAUUAAAUGUUCAAACAACCUAGAUUGUUUCGACACAGAGUUUCCCGGCGCCACCAGUCAAGAGAUGCGGUGUCUUAUAUGAAGAAAGAUAUGUUGAUUCUUCAGUUAAGUUAUUUAAUUUAUUUACUACAUUAAUUAAGAUAAAGCAACUGAUAGUUCAAACUUUGUCAAUAUAAGAUAAACUAAUAAAUUAAUGGAAUAAAACAAAGUAUUUAUAAUGAAGUGAAUAUUCGUGAAUAUUGUUUCGCAUCGAGAUACCUUGUUACCCUUAAGCAAAGAGUAACCUAUUGGAAAUUCAAGAUUUGGAACAAUGAUCGGUAAAACAAGGUCGAAAACCCCAUGGGGUGCCCUGUUUGGCAGUGAUAAUUCAAACAAGUGUAGUAACAAUUCCAGUAAAACUAGAAAUAAUAAUCAAAACAGUAACAAUAAUGCUUCAUCAAGAGUUUCCUCCGUACCCACGGUACUGAAAACAUGCACAAUGACAACAACGAUGAAGGCGACAAAGUCAACGAGAAAUUGCAUAAUAAAUAUGUCCCGGCCGAAUUCAUUGAAUGUAACACGAGCUGGACAAACGGUUGAAGCAAAAGCAUUCAUAAGGGAGGCCCUAAAUGCGUGGCGUGCCAAGGCCAGGUGUAAUGUAGUACCUGCGGAUCGAUUACAAGAGCUCUUCCAUGAGUUACAAUUUAAUCCGAGCGAGAAACAAAUUAGUGAAAUGCUACAAAGUGCCAAGGCGUUCGCCCGGAAAGGAAGUAGAUUGAACGGCCUCACGUUUGGUGAAUUCUGUGUACUAGCAGCCGAUUUGAAGCGAUUCAGAUCAUGCAAUUUUUCAUCGUCAAGUGAAACCAAAAAACUAAGCUCUCUAAUCUCAAGACCAACUUUAACAGCAACAGCCAGUAUCAGUAAUAGUCGAACCACAUUCAGUUCCACGGAAUCCAGCAGAAAUAACAGCAGUAGUAAUUCCAAGCUUAGAAAUGGAGCGAACGGAGUGUCUGGUAGCACUGACUUCGAAGCUAGCUCUCGCAGCGACGAUGACGAAGUUAUCGAACCUCAGAUUAACCUGUCAUCUUCCUCGUCGUCAGUGGAAGGGGCCUCACCACCUUCGACUGAUGUCAACGCGCCUGAAGUAUUUCUUGGCGGAUCAUGCAACCCGACAACUUGGCGAGCAGAUGUUGCGAUUCCAACGCUGAAAGAUUUGGGGAUAUCUUUUUACAAUCCUCAAGUAUCUGAUUGGACACCUGAUCUUAUCGAGCUAGAACAUCGAGCGAAGGAAAAAGCCCGCGUAUUGUUUUUCGUAAUGGACUCAGAAACAAGGGCGUCAGCAGGUGCCAUAGAAGCUGCUCACAUAGCUGGACAAAAUUCGAGGCAUUUAGUGCUUGUAUUGCACCCAUAUAAGCCGGAUCAGAGCAUUUUGAAUGAGCCAAUAUCGCAACAAGAAUACCUAGACUUAAGUAGAAAUCAACAAAUCCUACGGGAAAUUGUGACACGUCGUGGUUUACCCGUUCUAAAUGAUAUCCCGUCCGGUUUACAACGAACUAGAGAAAUCCUGUCUGGUAUUCGAGAUCCGCCGUCCAAUAUCCCAAGAGUCUUGAAAUUUGUUCGUGGAGCGUUUGAACGAGUUAUCGCAACCCCAACACUGCUCACUGACGAGAUCACACUACCGCAAUGUCAGCAAGCUCUCUCUUUCCUUGGCUAUCCAAACAAUAUAAUUGCCACUGAGAAUUUAAAAACAAUCAUUACUUCACUAAAAGAAAUCUUAGAGGCAGAAGAUCAAGCUCAAAACUCAUCGACAAAAACAAUACAAGUAUCGUCAUCACAUCAAUCGUCAUCUAGAACAAAAUCAUCGCCCUUGUCAUCAUCCGUCUCGUCAACUUCAAGUACAAAUAAUAAAAAUAAGAAUGAAAUUCAUGUGAAUUUCGAUGAGUUCUGUGUGUUGUCAGCGUACUUAUCUGUUUUACAACAAGAGAUUUAUGAAAGUGGGUGUAUAUCACCGAUAAAGGGUACAAAUUUACCACCACCUCCAAUUUUCUUAGCUAAUAUGCAGGAAGGCAUCCAGUCUGGUACCAUAGACGAGAGUCUUUUCAUCUCCACCACAACGACUUUCACAAAACAAGUUUUCCGAGCCAGCAGUUGUACGAGUGUUCCUGAUGAUCGCCAUGACCUAUUCCGCAAUCGAGACAGCGGCACAUCUUCACCGCAACCCGUUACGGGAGGAAUUACAACUCAGAAACAAUUAAGGAUUCCCCUGCGUCUAAAUCUGCUAGAAAGCGAAGAGAACGGUGAAGAAAGCGAUUCCAACGAUUCCGUAUUUUCAAGCGGCAGUUCAAUAAAUUCAAACUUCUGUGACUCAUUCAGCGGGCUUGAGUUCCGCGACGUUUAUCUGGGCGGAAGUUGUUUUUUGCGAACAAAAUGGCGACAGGACUAUGCGGUUUCGUAUUUCAAUUCGAAGGGUAUCACUUAUCAUAUGCCGCAAUUGCAUGAAAGCAUUUUACCAACGCAAAUGGAGGUCAUCAAGGAGUCCAUAAAAGAUUUGAACGGAAUUAAACAAUCGUCCAGUGGAGAGUCAGGGGUGGAUGUAAAUACUCAAAGUGGAGAUAGGGAUGAUGAUGUGGACUCGAGGACAAGCUUGUAUAAUCCAGCCUUGCUCGAUUCGAGUAGAGUGUUGCUAUUUGUUAUCACGAACGAGACAAGAUCGUUAGCACCAAUGACUUUGGCGGCACAUUGUAUUGGAUUGAUGUAUAAUGUUGUUUUGUGCGUGCAAAUGCUACCAGAAUUUUGCAUUAUUGGAAAUGAUAGGCUCACUCCAGCCGCCAUUAAAGAUUACAAUCGUGGCCGAUCGUACUUGAUAGAUUUAGCAAAAAGGCAAGGUGUACCUGUUUUCAAUGACAUCAAAUCAGCACUUGAAUGCACAGUCGAGAAGGUUAGAUCGUCGAAUUCGCGGAACUCCGUAUGAUAGUAGGCCUUCUCCAUUCCACCGUACAAUUAAGGCUUACUUUUCUGACGUAAUGCAGAAGAGUCCAUCCAAUCUGUUUAAUAGUCAAAUCAACAGUAACCUGUCCCAGCUACAAGCUAAAUUGGACGACAACGGAACAACCAACUACGAGCAAAUGCAAUUGUCGUACGUAGCUUUCUCUGCAACAAAUUCCAAGGGUUUUCGUAUAACUGAUACAUGCCUCAAACAUUUCAAGGAGUAGAGCUGGCGACAGACAAUAGGCGCAGAGAAUUGUAAAUAAGCGCAGUAUAAGUGUAUAACUUCGAAUAAUCAGAUAACACAUCCUUCCGCCUGGAAACAAAAAUUAACAAAGGAGUUGAGGAUAGUGAAACAAUAAAAUUGAAAUUUAUCUUAACUAAACUGAAAAUAGAGAAAGUGUUUAAUUUUAACUUAUUCUAAUUUUUAAUAAAGGAAACAGAAUUUUUAUUAAAUUUUAAUGUUCUUUGGAAAUGAUUUUAGUCAGUGGUUAGUUUCAAUUUGUGUAGUUGAAAUGGAAGAAAAAUCUUUUACCGAAAUCUUAGGUCAAAUUAACUGGAACUAUCCAAGUAAAGACAUCGAUUUCGUAAUAUACAUGGUUUUGCUGUUCACCGCGAUAACAUGUCUUUCGGGAAUAUCUGAUAUUUUUCUUCAAUUUUUUUAACUAAUUUAAUCUAAUUUAAUGGAAAGUGGAGCGGUUCGAAUCCGAUAAAUUAAUUUCGUUUUGUAAAAAGUGAAGCUGUAAAUAGUUCUGAUGAUAAAAUGUUAAAUAAACAUAAAUAUGCAACAAGAGUUAGUGGUAUUGCUAAUAUGUAGAUGUUUUGAUGUUUGCAAAUGAUGUAAGCGUGGUUUCAUUGUUUGAGUUUCAACCAUGCGGUACGGUUCUCAUAAAUGUCUACAUAUUUUUUAUAAAUAUUUCAGUAACUUAGAAGAUUGUGUAACAUAAAUGAUUUGACAUUCAAACUGUUCUUUAUUCGUUAAGGACUUGUAGCUUAAUGCUUGGAGCUAAUAGUUUUCUUUCAGAAUUAGAAUAACGCUUACGUGAGGACGGAAAAACUGGAAAAUUGAAUAUUACCCUAAAAUUUAUACAAAGGAGUUCGCAAACUGCCUAACGUACUAGCUUUGACUAUUAUUCUACUAAACCUGAAUGAAAAUGUUAAGAAAAAAAUACUUAAAUGGACGACAUACAGAAUAAUUCCCUAAUAAAAAAAAGUAAAUGUGCAUUGAAGAAAAAGAGACAUAAUAAAGAUGAUAAUUAACUGAA
Messenger RNA from Hermetia illucens (black soldier fly), 5345 nucleotides. RefSeq lists its product as uncharacterized. Gene Ontology annotation, cellular component: plasma membrane. Lineage: Eukaryota; Metazoa; Arthropoda; Insecta; Diptera; Stratiomyidae. The coding region runs from base 1427 to 4066 and encodes 879 amino acids. The transcript has 9 exons. The record is from RefSeq and is a predicted model, not a curated record.